Endocarpon pusillum Z07020 is the source of this 1650-nucleotide messenger RNA. RefSeq lists its product as uncharacterized. Gene Ontology annotation, molecular function: heat shock protein binding; ATP binding. Gene Ontology annotation, cellular component: cytoplasm. Bases 1 to 1650 code for a protein of 549 amino acids. Lineage: Eukaryota; Fungi; Ascomycota; Eurotiomycetes; Verrucariales; Verrucariaceae. Gene Ontology annotation, biological process: response to heat; protein refolding. The transcript is spliced from 2 exons. The record is from RefSeq and is a predicted model, not a curated record.
AUGAGCAUAUCCAUUGGUUCUACGUGGCCGCCCUCCAUCGCGGCUCUACACGCUCGCCUGAUAAUCAAAUCUUUUCAGCGAAAGGCCCAAACCAGAACAUUCUCUGAUUCGUCCCUUCGACCUCCUCCUUGUCGACAUCGUCGAACGAUCGUAAGGGAACAACCAUGUAUCUGGACGAGUCAGAGGAGGCCCUUCUCUGCGACAUCUAGAAAUGAAGUUACGAAGGAUCCGUACCAGACUCUAGGAGUCAGCCAGAGCGCAUCUCCAUCCGAGAUCAAGAAAGCAUAUUAUACACUUGCGAAGAAGUACCAUCCGGAUACGAACAAAGACCCAAACGCAAAAGACAGAUUUUCAGAAGCCCAGUCGGCGUAUGAACUGCUUCAAGACCCAAAGAAGAAAGAGAUGUGGGAUCAAUAUGGUGCUGCAGCGUUCGAUCAAGCAGCAGGAUUUGAUCCCAGCGGAGCUCAAGGCGGAAACCCAUUCGCCGGCGCAGCGGGAGCAGGAGGGCCGUUCCAAGGCUUUGGCGGUGGAUUCGGGGCCGAGUUCAAUUUCGAGGAUCUAUUUGGUGCUUUCACAGGUCAGGCUCGGAGGGGAAGAGGGGGACGGCAGUCACCGUUCCAAGAAGAGAUACUAGUCGGUGAAAACAUUGAAGUUCAGACAAACAUCUCAUUCAUGGAUGCUGCGAAGGGCGUUUCGAAAGACAUAUUUGUUACACCACUGGUGACUUGUGGUACAUGUAAGGGCAACGGCCUGAAGAAGGGCACCCAGAGGAAGACCUGCUCGGCAUGUAAGGGCACUGGCACAAAAGUGCAUUUCAUGCAGCAAGGCUUCCAAAUGGCCAGUACUUGCGAUGUCUGCGGUGGACAAGGUGUCACGAUCCCUCGAGGCUCAGAAUGCCAAACCUGUGCAGGCAACGGCGUUGUCCGACAGCGUAAGACUGUUCGUGUUGAGAUCCCUGGCGGUGUCGAAGAUGGCAUGCGAUUACGGGUGGCAGGGGAGGGGGACGCCGCACCUACCGGUAUGGCUGCCAACCCCAAUGCAAAGUCCACUCAAGGCGAUCUCUACGUCUUCAUCAGAGUUGCGCCAGACUCACGAUUUAGCCGUAAUGGCGCGGACGUCCUAUACACCGCCACAAUUCCUCUGACUACGGCCCUGCUGGGUGGAGAAGUCACUGUCCCGACCCUAGAUGGAGAAGUCAAAGUUAAGGUUGCCACCGGGACUGGUACAGGUGAUAGAAUUACGCUAGGAGGCAUGGGUAUGAGGAGGCUGGGCGGAAGGCGAGCAGCUUCCGGCGAUUUACGGGUAGAGUUCAAAGUCGGUAUGCCCAAAUAUCUCAGCGCCAAUCAGCGAACGAUUUUGGAGAUGCUGGCAGAUGAGAUGGGCGACAAGACCGCGAAGAGGAUUAUGAAUAUUGGCCAGUAUCAAAAAAAUAAUGACACAUCCUCGAAAGCAUCACCGUCGUCAUCGACCUCCUCUAACAAAGCUUCGGACCACAAAAAUGAAGGGUUCCUCAAAUCAGCUUGGCAUAGACUGACCAACCAACAUGAAAACCUUGAACCGGACGACGAUAACAAAACCAGCAAAGGUAUCGACAACAAAAGCACGGACAACCAAGACGAAGAACCUAAAAAGGCGUCAGGCUCAGGCUAG